GCACAUAUAGAAGCUCCUUCUUCCUCUCCGGACGACAGGUUGGACUCCGGGCUUCUUGGUCUCCAUAGCUCAAAGAAGGAAAUAAUAUGGUAAUGGCGCUACCAAUAGUUCGUCCGAGCCAGGAAGAACCGCCGACGGGGGAGCAAUUCAGCUACCAGCUCGCUGCCGCUGUGAGGAGCAUCAACUGGAGCUACGCCAUAUUCUGGUCCAUUUCAACCAGCCGUCCAGGGGUACUGACCUGGAAGGACGGGUUCUACAACGGCGAGAUAAAGACGAGGAAGGUCACCAGCUCGGCGGACCUCACCGCCGACCAGCUCCUCCUGCAGAGGAGCGAGCAGCUGCGGGAGCUCUACCAGUCCCUCCUGUCCGGCCAGUGCGACCACCGGGGGAGGCGCCCGGCCGCCGCGCUCUCGCCGGAGGACCUCGGGGACGCCGAAUGGUACUACGCCGUCUGCAUGAGCUAUGCCUUCCGCCCUGGCCAAGGGUUGCCAGGCAGAAGCUUUGCGAGCAACGAGCCUGUUUGGCUGUGCAAUGCUCAGUGCGCAGACACCAAAACUUUCCAGCGCUCGCUCUUAGCGAAGACGACGUCUAUCCAGACGGUCGCCUGCAUUCCCUUGAUGGGUGGUGUGCUUGAGCUCGGGACGACAGAUACCGUUUUGGAGGACAGGGACAUGGUGAACCGGAUCAGCACAUCUUUCUGGGACCUGAAGAUCCCAACAAGCUCGAAGCCGGAGGAGCCCUCCAGCCCAUCAGCAGACGACGCUGGUGAGGCCGACAUCGUGUUCCAAGACCUCGACCACAACACCAUGGCCGCGAUGAUCCCCGGGGAACUCGAGCUAGGGGAGGUCGAGUGCCUGUCCGACGACAACCUCGAGCGGAUCACGAAGGAGAUCAACGGGUUCUACGGCCUCUGCGACGAGCUGGACGUCGGCGCUCUCGACGAAAACUGGAUCAUAGGCGGGUCUUUCGAGGUCAUGUCCUCGCCGGAAGCGCCACCGGCGCCUGCAGCCACCGGCGGCAUCACUGAUGGUAUUGUCACUUUAAGCGCCGCUGCGUCCUCUCUCUCAUCGUGCUUUACGGCUUGGAAGAGAUCGUGGGACUCAGCCGAAGACAUGGCUGCGCCGGUCGCCGGGCAGUCGCAGAAGUUACUGAAGAAAGCUUUGGCCGGUGGUGUGUGGGCGAUUAACGGCGGCGGCGGCGGCGGCACGGCGAGAGCUCAGGAAAGUAGCAACACCAAGAACCAUGUCAUAUCGGAGAGGCGGCGCCGGGAGAAGCUCAACGAGAUGUUCCUGAUUCUCAAGUCACUGGUGCCGUCCAUUCACAAGGUGGACAAGGCAUCCAUCCUAGCUGAGACGAUAGCCUAUCUCAGAGAGCUGGAGCAAAGGGUGGAGGAGCUAGAAUCCAACAGGGCGCCGUCGCGGCCGGCCGGAGCAGCCGUCCGGAGACACCAUGACGCCGCGGCGAAGAAGAUGUUAGCUGGAUCCAAGAGAAAGGCGUCGGAGCUCGGCGGGGACGACGGCCCGAACAGCGUCGUCAACGUCACGGUGACGGAGAAAGAGGUGCUCCUGGAGGUGCAAUGCCGGUGGAAGGAGCUGCUGAUGACGCAGGUGUUCGACGCCAUCAAGAGCCUCCGCCUGGACGUGCUCUCCGUGCGCGCGUCGACGCCCGACGGCCUCCUCGCUCUCAAGAUACGAGCUCAGUUCGCCGGUCGUGGCGCCGUGGAGCCCGGGAUGAUCAUCGGAGCGCUUCAGACAGCUACACGCGGGCGCUGAAAAAAAAGGAUGCUGCUGAGACACUGGUACUGUACUGUAGAUCCGCGUCACGAGCUGGGACAUACAUGAAAGAUUGACAAUGAUGGUGGCUAUCUUCUUCGGACAUGACAAUUAUUUUCGUUCGUUCCGAUGUGCAGUGAUGUGGGACGUGACAAAUAGAUUUCCGAUCUUUGGAUCCA
Hordeum vulgare subsp. vulgare (domesticated barley) is the source of this 1951-nucleotide messenger RNA. Its product is annotated as anthocyanin regulatory R-S protein-like. The record is from RefSeq and is a predicted model, not a curated record. Lineage: Eukaryota; Viridiplantae; Streptophyta; Magnoliopsida; Poales; Poaceae. The transcript has 9 exons. The coding region runs from base 87 to 1772 and encodes 561 amino acids. Gene Ontology annotation, molecular function: protein dimerization activity.